UAAAAACGGUUCUUCCCAUUAUUCAUCACUACCUUUAGCAACAGGUGCUACAGUAUAUGUGACUAUCACUAUCUAUUACGCUACAUCAUCUUUAUUUUUUCUCUUUUUCUCUACUCACUUACCCACUCAACUACCGCCAUGUCUAAGAACAGUGCCAUCACCGUGUUCGGUGGGGCGGGGGGAAGAGGUUCCAGAAUGUCCGUUGCUAGUCUGGAGGGGCUGCGGAGUGCGAUGCGUUCAUCCGACCCUGAUAAUUCUAAGGAUUCCUCUCAGCCACUCCGGACCGCCCCAGAUGAUAAGAAGGAAAUGAAGGGUCUCAACGACCGUCUAUGCGGCUAUCUGGGUCGGGUAAAGAAGUUGGAGAAAGACAACAAAGACUUGGAGGACCAGAUUCAGGACAUCUUAGACAAGAGAGGAGACCCGAACGCUCGUGACUGGGAUGAGGUGGAGAAACCGUUGUCUGACCUCAGAAAGAAGCUCCGUGAUAUGACCAUGGAAAAUGCGAGUUUGUUGCUGCAAAUUGACAACGCCAAGCUGACCAACGAGGACCUCAAAAACAAGCUGGACUACGAGAAGCAGGCCAGGAAGUGUGUGGAGCAAGACCUGAAUCGUCUGAAAAAAAUUAUUGACAACAACAACCUGAACCGCAUGCAGCUGGGAAGCCAGAUUGAGUCAGUGAAGGAAGAGCUAGCCACCCUAAAGAAGGACCAUAAGGAUGAGGUGAAUGAGCUGUGUAAGAAGAUAAAAGAAUCCAACGUGGUUGUGGAGUUUGACUCCAAGGACAACAACCUCAGUGACACCCUCAACAAGAUGCGUGCCCAGUACCAGAAACUGGCCGAGAAGAACCUCAAGGACACUGACGACUGGUAUCAGAGUAAGUUUCAAAGCAUCAAGGAAGAGGUGGUCCAGAACACUGAGGCAGUACAGUCAGGCAAACAUGAGCUCAAAGAGCUGCGCAAACAGAAACAGCGCCUGGAUAUCGACAUUCAAGGAAUGCUAAGCAUGAUUCACUCCCUGGAAGAAAAUCUGAAAGAAACAAAUGGCCGUUAUGGCCGUGAGAUAAACCGUCUCAAUAAGAUCCUGCAGCAGUUGGAGGCCGAGCUGGGCCAGGUGAAGGCGCAGGUGGAGAAGCAGGUGGAUGACUACCAAGAGCUGCUUCAUGUUAAGAUGAAGCUUGAAGCCGAGAUCGAGAACUACCGCCGUCUGAUUCAUGGCAUCGCCCCUGAAGACAGCCUGGAGUUUUCAUUAGCGCAAGCAGUGAAUCGUGUGCCGCUCCAGCCAGCUAAGACGGACACAAAGGACAGUGACAGAAAGGACGAGCAGUAAAGAAGUAUUCCUGCAGCCCGUGGUGUGGUGGUAAAGAAGAAGCAAUGUUGAUUACUGUAACAAAAAAUUAUUUGGCUUUAGAUUUUAAAUACGUUUUUCUAUGUGAUUGCCUAAACUGUGGUGCAAAACAAUGAAGAUGGGUUGGCUGUAAUGCAAAAUAAAAAAGUGGGUUAGCUACAUUAACUUUUGUUUACUUCUCUUUACACCACUCCAACCAAAUAAAGAAUUUACCACCUGCAACUUAAAGAGCCCCACCAAAGCCAGAGACCCAUUGAAAUCCCCUCCUUUUCACCCCAACCUCCAUUCUCUUUUGUCUUAUCAUGUUUUGAAACCCGGCAUAGUAAUCAAUGGUGUUGUCUGCAGUAGGUUAUGGUGCUGUUAUACCAAUGCAUUCUUUCACAGAGAUGUUAUCCUACAAAAUAAAUAACUUAACUUC
Messenger RNA from Esox lucius (northern pike), 1762 nucleotides. RefSeq names its product keratin. Bases 139 to 1326 code for a protein of 395 amino acids. NCBI's taxonomy places the organism in Eukaryota, Metazoa, Chordata, Actinopteri, Esociformes, Esocidae. The record is from RefSeq and is a predicted model, not a curated record. Gene Ontology annotation, molecular function: structural molecule activity. The transcript is spliced from 8 exons.